Messenger RNA from Cebus imitator (Panamanian white-faced capuchin), 2389 nucleotides. RefSeq names its product STEAP4 metalloreductase (gene STEAP4). The transcript is spliced from 4 exons. Gene Ontology annotation, cellular component: plasma membrane; endosome. Gene Ontology annotation, biological process: copper ion import. Gene Ontology annotation, molecular function: cupric reductase (NADH) activity; ferric-chelate reductase (NADPH) activity. The coding region runs from base 170 to 1021 and encodes 283 amino acids. Lineage: Eukaryota; Metazoa; Chordata; Mammalia; Primates; Cebidae. The record is from RefSeq and is a predicted model, not a curated record.
GCGAAAUCUAGCGGGCCGUCCCGCCCUUCUCUGGCUUCUUAUAGGAGCGAAAGCCACAAGCCGCAGCACUGAGCUGCAGACGCCGCGCAGCUUCGCUCUACUCGCCCGGCCCGCGGCGCUCACCGGCUGCGCUGGACGCUUCCUUCUUGGAAGCGCCUCUCCCACAGCUAUGGAGAAAACUUACAUAGAUGCACUUCCUCUUACUAUGAAUUCCUCAGAACAGCAAGAGACUGUAUGUAUUUUUGGAACUGGUGAUUUUGGAAGAUCUCUGGGAUUGAAAAUGCUCCAGUGUGGUUAUUUUGUUGUUUUUGGAAGUCGGAAUCCCCAGAUGACCAACCUACUGCCCAAUGGUGCAGAAGUCUUGAGCUAUUCAGAAGCAGCUAAGAAGUCUGACAUCAUAUUCAUAGCAAUCCACAGAGAGCAUUAUGAUUUUCUCACAGAAUUAACCGAGGUUCUUAAUGGAAAAAUAUUGGUAGACAUCAGCAACAACCUCAAAAUCAAUCAAUAUCCAGAAUCUAAUGCAGAGUACCUUGCUCAGUUGGUGCCAGGAGCCCACGUGGUAAAAGCAUUUAACACCAUCUCAGCCUGGGCUCUCCAGUCAGGAGCACUGGAUGCAAGUCGGCAGGCAAUACUCAAGAAAGAGAUUCCAUUUAGUACCUCCACAGCCUGGCUUUAUGAUUCAUAUGUGGCUUUGGGAAUACUUGGAUUUUUUCUGUUUGUACUCUUGGGAAUCACUUCUUUGCCAUCCGUUAGCAAUGCAGUCAACUGGAGAGAAUUCCGAUUUGUCCAGUCCAAACUGGGCUAUUUGACCCUGAUCUUGUGUACAGCCCACACCCUGGUAUACGGUGGGAAGAAAUUCCUCAACCCUUCAAAUCUCAAAUGGUAUCUUCCUGCAGCCUACGUGCUAGGGCUCAUCAUUCCUUGCAUCGUGCUGGUGAUCAAGUUUGUCCUAAUCAUGCCAUGUGUAGACAACACCCUUACAAGGAUCCGCCAGGGCUGGGAAAGGAACUCAAAACACUAGAAAUCAGCACUGAAUGUGAAAAGCAGAUAUUUAAAGCAAAGUUCAAUUUACCUGGAGUUCUGAACUAUAGUUUUAAAUGUUUAAAGAAGAAUGAUGGGUGCCGUUAGUAAAGCUUUUUUCUUACACCAUGACUGAGAUUCCUGAACACAGAGGGAAACAUUGCCUAUCUUUGAGAAAUUGGUAUACUAGAAGAGAACACUAUUUUAUCUCAGGUUAGUGAAGAAUCAGUGCAGGUCCCUGCCUCUUGUUUUCCUGGUGGCUGUGGGGCUGAGAUUGAGAUUAGCUUUGUGGUUUCACACUAAGAAGCUUCUUGCUAUGGGAAACAUGCAUGACCUAAUAUCUUGCAAAAUCCAGUGGAAGUACAUGCAACUUCCUUCUCUGACUCCAGGGCUGAGUUAAGUGAAAGAAAAAAACAGCACAGUGGUGACCACUGAUAAAGGUAUAUCUGAAGAAGUGGGCCACAUGAAAUUUGAAAAGGAAAUGAGUUUUUUUGUUUGUUUUUUGGAAGUAAAGGCAAACAUGUAUUAUCUGAUGAAUUCUAGUGAAACGACCCCUUAACUUUGCUUUUAUCAGUACAGAUAUUUACUGUGGAGAACUAGUUUAUAAUGUAACAAAAAUUUACAAUUGAUUAAAAGUGACCAUGCCUUGGAUACAUGCAAAUCUGCAGAGUUGUCAUAUAAUUCUUCCUCUACAAAAAGUAGGUAUAGGAAAGACUGAAUAAAAAUGAAGAGAUAUCCACUUGGAUUCCCCUUGCAUUGUGCAACAAGCAAAGAAGGGUUAAUAAAAGUCCUUGAACAAAAAGUUCAAAUAAACCAGAAUUUUAGACAGCAAGCUAAAUAAAUAUUGUAAAGUUGCACUAUAUUAGGUUUAGUAUUAUUUUGGUAUUAUAAUAUGCUUUGUAAAUGUUAUAUUCCAAAUAUUAUUCAAUAUGUGUCAUCUAUUAAUUUCUAGUAUAAAGAGGUAGCCUCUAUAUCUGUCUUAGUCUAUUAUAAUUGUAAGCAGUAAAAUUAAAUUAAUAAUCUGAAGGUAUAAAUUUGAACAAUGCAUAGAUGAUCGAAAAUUAUGGAAAGUCACAGGGCAGAAAUGUGUGAAGAGUCGUCAUUAUGUAAAACAUGGAUCUUUCUCAAAUCCUUCCUGAAAUUUAGGAUGGUUCUCACUGUUUUCCUGUGCUGAUAGUACCCUUUCAAGGUGACCUUCAGGAGGAUUAACCUUCCUAGCUGAAGCAUGGAGUUAAAAGGAGCCUUAUGCAUGAUCUCCCCACAUACCAAAAUAACUAAAAGUCGUUGAGUUUGUCAUUUUUCUGCCUGUUCUACUAAGACAUUUUUUUUACUUUCACCAUAACAUAUCAUACAUAACAUUAUACAAAAA